Molecule: messenger RNA, 2476 nt
Organism: Oryzias latipes (Japanese medaka)
Lineage: Eukaryota; Metazoa; Chordata; Actinopteri; Beloniformes; Adrianichthyidae
Product: diacylglycerol O-acyltransferase 1
Biological process (GO): triglyceride biosynthetic process
Cellular component (GO): endoplasmic reticulum membrane
Molecular function (GO): diacylglycerol O-acyltransferase activity
Source: RefSeq, a predicted model, not a curated record
UUUUGUGCUGCGUUCACGGCCCAUGUCGUCAUCAGUACACACCUACCACCCUCGAAGUGAGCGGACGGAGUAAUUCGAGCUCUUUCGCCAUCCGUCUACUUCCUUUUUAUUGAAGCCCACGCUGUGUCAAAAUGGACUAGAACUGCAGGGCAUGCCGUCGUACGAGGUAAACACUUAAGCGGAACUUUACAGUUGAUGUCUUUUUUUCUGUCAUCAUGGGUGACUUGAACUCAGCGGAGACCAUAACACGAAAGAGAAGAUCGACUUUGUCCAGCGCGAAAGGCUCGAGCCUGCAGCCGCUGAGUGACAGCCACGCAGCGGCGAGCCCGAGGCAGUCGCUCGGGGACCCAAACCCCGAAGAUGAAUCCAGAGACCGACGGGAGGGGAACAAGCCGAAAGGCGAUAAAUGGAGGCCAAAGAAUGACAUUAGUGCAAGACUGAGCUGCCACAAGACACAGCAGUCCCUUUUGAGUUCAGCCAGUGGCUACAGUAACUACAGAGGAGUACUCAACUGGUGUGUGGUAAUGCUGGUGCUGAGUAAUGCUCGCCUCUUCUUAGAAAACCUGUUAAAGUACGGUGUUCUUGUGGACCCCGUUCAGGUGGUUUCCUUGUUUCUGAAGGACCCCUACAGCUGGCCUGCAGCAUGCCUGGUGAUUGUAUCCAAUGUGUUCAUUGUGGUUGCCCUCUACACUGAGAGACAGCUGUCGAAGGGCUCUUUCAGUGAACGUGUGGGGUUCCUGGUCCACUUCGUCAACCUGGCAGUAAUGCUAACAUUCCCUGCUGCGGUGGUACUGGUACUUCCUUCUGUGACACCAGUGGGUGGUGCAUUUGCACUUGGUAUCUACACCAUUCUCUUCCUAAAGCUCUACUCCUACAAGGAUGUCAACUUGUGGUGCAGGGAGCUGAGCACUGUCAAGGCCAGGAAGCUGGUCAGAUCUCUGUCCUGUCCUACACCGCACCACUUCCAUCGAGGCGAACACAAAGUGUGUUACCCUGGAAAUUUAACCAUCAGAGACAUGUACUACUUUGUGUUUGCUCCGACUCUUUGCUACGAGCUUAACUUCCCUCGCUCCCCUGAAAUACGCAUGAGUUUCCUGCUGAGACGGCUUUUUGAGAUGUUCUUUUUUAUCCAGGUCUUGGUUGGUCUAACCCAGCAGUGGAUGAUUCCCAUCAUUCAGAGCUCCAUGAAACCACUAGAAGACAUGGAUUUAUCCCGGAUGACUGAGCGCCUCCUAAGAUUAGCGGUUCCCAAUCACCUUUUGUGGUUGAUGUUUUUCUAUUGGUUCUUCCACUCGUCCAUGAAUUUUACGGCGGAGCUGCUGCGCUUUGGGGACAGACAGUUUUACAAGGACUGGUGGAAUUCCGAGUCGGUGACAUAUUUCUGGCAGAACUGGAACAUCCCCGUGCACAAGUGGUGUCUGCGACACUUUUACAAGCCACUGCUGAGGAAAGGAUUCAGUAAAAUAGCAAGCCAAUCAGCUGUCUUCUUCUUGUCUGCCUUUUUCCACGAGUACUUGGUGAGCGUUCCUCUCAGGAUGUUCCGACUUUGGGCUUUCACCGGCAUGAUGGCACAGCUUCCACUAGCCUGGUUUGUCGGUCGCUUCCUUCGUGGUAACUAUGGCAACGCAGCAGUGUGGAUUUCAAUCAUCAUCGGUCAGCCGUUCGCUGUGUUGAUGUAUGUCCAUGAUUACUACGUGAUGCACUAUAAACAGGAGGACGUGUGACACAACUUCCUCCACGAAACGAGCCGUCCCUCUUAACAAACCUAACACACAGAAAAGCAUUAGUUUACAAUGAUUCUUACUUCUUCCCUCUCAUCUUUUAAAAAUGAGACAAACCAUUCAGUGUUUACCAUGUGGUACUAAAGUAAAUUAAUAUUGCUAGGUUUCUGUUUUUCAUUAAAUGCCUUAAAAAUGGUGACUUCCUGUGAGGAAUUUAAACUAUUGCUUAUUAAAGAAAAAGCAGCAAAAUGAUGAGGCAGCAACAUCCUGACACACUGCUGGACAGGAAUGUGAGGGAAAUGAAGCGGAAUGCAGCUUUAAACUCAGGUAACUUUCCAAUUAGAGUCUAUGAUGGUCAGUCUGAGCUGAAAAGCUCAGGACUGCAGGAAAAUUAAUGUCUAAAAACUUGCUGUACACCUGAGAUUUUCUAUGCACAGACGGUAUAAUCAUAGUAGCUGGAAUUUUUUUUAUUUUUUUAUUUUUUCCGUUUCUUCUUGAGUUUGGGAGCCAAAGUGUCUGUACUCUGUGUUUUACAUUAAAAGGGAAUAAGAAAUGAAUGUAUACCUAUAGGACUGUGUUUUGUUGAUCAUUUUUGGAUUACUGUCUUUGGGGCCAGCAAUACUGUAUUUUGACUUGUGAAAUUGAUAGUAUUUUUACCUCAAGUGCCAUAACAAUAGUGUCUUUUGGUGUAUUUAACAUACUGUAUGCAAGUGUAAAAAACCAAGUAAAGAAUUUUAUUUGAGAAACAAAAUGAA